Messenger RNA from Ostertagia ostertagi, 858 nucleotides. NCBI's taxonomy places the organism in Eukaryota, Metazoa, Nematoda, Chromadorea, Rhabditida, Trichostrongylidae. The record is from the annotation of a GenBank genome assembly.
AUGCAGCUUUUUGGACACUCAGAGAACUUUUUUCAGCUGAUAUUCCUCAUUCUACAGCACGCUUUGGUGCUGGGUCAGCAGGAUCCGGGUGACGGCGAUUACGAUUAUGUGUCAAAAAAGCUAAUCAAGGCAACACCGGCAAUAAUCAAGGAAACACCGGCAAUAAUCAAGGAAACACCGGCAAUAAUCAAGGAAACACCGGCAAUAAUCAAGGAAACACCGGCAAUAAUCAAGGAAACACCGGCAAUAAUCAAGGCAAACACCGGCAAUAAUCAAGGAAACACCGGCAAUAAUCAAGGAAACACCGGCAAUAAUCAAGGAAACACCGGCAAUAAUCAAGGCAACACCGGCAAUAAUCAAGGAAACACCGGCAAUAAUCAAGGCAAACACCGGCCCUAUCAAGGAAACACCGGCAAUAAUCAAGGAAACACCGGCAAUAAUCAAGGCAACACCGGCCCUAAUCAAGGAAACACCGGCAAUAAUCAAGGAAACACCGGCAAUAAUCAAGGAAACACCGGCAAUAAUCAAGGCAACACCGGCCCUGAUCAAGGAAACACCGGCAAUAAUCAAGGAAACACCGGCAAUAAUCAAGGAAACACCGGCAAUAAUCAAGGAAACACCGGCAAUAAUCAAGGAAACACCGGCAAUAAUCAAGGCAACACCGGCAAUAAUCAAGGAAACACCGGCAAUAAUCAAGGAAACACCGGCAAUAAUCAAGGCAACACCGGCCUAAUCAAGGAAACACCGGCAAUAAUCAAGGAAACACCGGCAAUAAUCAAGGCAAACACCGGCAAUAAUCAAGGAAACACCGGCAAUAUCAAGGAAACACCGGCAAUAAUCAAGGAAACACCGGAAUAA